UGUGGCGAUCUUUUCAAGGUGAAGGAGGUGACGGAUUUUUCAGAUUGGUUGGGCAUGAAGUUUUUCAUGUGCGCCAAUUAUGAGGAAGAUCCUGCCGUAGCUAUUUCAGAGUACGACAAGCCUCCAUCUCCUCCGCCUCUGUGCAUGUACUAUCAUUGGAUUGACACGGAGAAGCCGGCUUGGGCAGUGACUGAGAUUCGUGAAAGAAGUCGCCGUGCGUGGAAUAGUUUAUUUGCGGAAGAGCGACGCGAGAAGGCGGAAGCUGAGGAGAAAGCAGAGCAAGAGAGAGAGUUAAAAGAAUACUAUGCGGAGCAACACCGUUUUUUUGAGGAAAUGGGAAAGAAAAACAGGGAAGAGGCUCGUCGCAUGGAGGAGCAGGAACGACAGCGAAAGGAGGCUCGUGAGGCAGAGAGGCAGAGAAAGAAAGAAAGGGCUCGUCAGGCUAAGGCAACAGAAGAAGCUGGCGAUGGAAAAGGAAAAUAUCCACGCUGGACUCAGUAGAUUCCUGUGGUAGUAUUUAAAAUUCCGCAAUCAUUUGUAUCUUUAUUUCUGCACUUUAAUGUAGCUUUAUUUCAGGAGUUAAAUGUAGGUAUAUUCCUACAAUGUAUCUUAUUUUCA
Triticum aestivum (bread wheat) is the source of this 618-nucleotide messenger RNA. Its product is annotated as vicilin-like seed storage protein At2g18540. Lineage: Eukaryota; Viridiplantae; Streptophyta; Magnoliopsida; Poales; Poaceae. The transcript is spliced from 2 exons. The record is from RefSeq and is a predicted model, not a curated record. The coding region runs from base 55 to 501 and encodes 148 amino acids.